GUCCAGACGUAAAUAUGCCCUCGCCCUCCCUCCACAGCUUGUUUUCCAUUGGAAUUUGAAUUAGCUUCUAUAGAGCCUUGGAGUUAGCGACCUGCUAUCAUCCAGACAAAAUUAAGCUUAGAUCCAGAAGGAUAAAAUAGCAAGAUGGGAAAUAUUCACACUGUUGGACCCAAUGAAGCUAUGGUGGUGUCAGGUGGCUGUCUCAGUCCCACUGCAAGGAAGACAGUCAUUGGAGGCUGGGCCUGGGCCUGGUGGUGUGUGACAGACGUGAAGAAACUAUCCCUUGAGGUGAUGACGCUGAACCCGGUGUGCGAGCGGGUGGAGACCUCGCAGGGCGUGCCGCUCACCGUCACCGGCGUGGCCCAGUGCAAGUUCAUCAAACAGGAGGACCUGCUCAAACAGGCGUUCGAACAGUUCAUCAGCAAGUCGGUCAACGAUGUCAAGAACACGGUCCUGCAGACGCUCGAGGGCCACCUGAGAGCCAUUCUCGGUACGCUCUCCGUAGAGGAGGUGUUCAAGGACCGGGACCAGUUCGCCGCCCUGGUGCGCGAGGUGGCCGCCCCGGACGUCGGCCGUAUGGGUAUCGAGAUCCUCAGUUUCACCAUCAAGGACGUUUACGACGGCGUGGACUACCUGUCCUCGCUGGGCCGGCCGCAGACGGCCGUCGUCAAACGGGACGCCCAGAUUGGCGUGGCCAUGGCCGUCCGAGACGCCGGCAUCCGGGAGGCGGAGUGCGAGCGGGCCGCCAUGGACGUCAAGUACGGCACAGACACCAAGGUGGCCGACAGCACCAAGCUGUUCCGACUGCAGAAGGAGGAGUUCGACCGCGAGGUCAACACGGCGAAAGCGGACGCCGAGCUGGCCUACGAGCUGCAGGCCGCCAAGGAGAAGCAGAAGAUCCGGUUUGAGGAGAUCGCCAUCGACGUCAUCGAGCGCAGGAAGCAGAUCGAGGUGGAGACACAGGAGAUCAAGCGGAAGGAGAAGGAGCUCACCGGCACGGUCAAACUGCCCGCCGAAGCGGAGAGCUACAAGGUCGAGGCCAUCGCGCAGGGAAAACGGUACCAGACGGUCGAGGUGGCCAAGGCCGAGUCCGAGAGUACCCGUCUGCUGGGAGAGGCCGAGGCCAGCAGCAUCGAGGCCAUCGGCCGCGCCGAGGCCGAGCGGAUGCGGAUGAAGGCGGCUGCCUACCAGCAGUACGGUGACGCCGCGCUCACCUCCAUGGUGCUGGAGGCCCUGCCGAAGGUGGCCGCGGAGAUUGCCGCCCCGCUGGCCAAGGUGGAAGAGAUCGUGCUGCUCGGCGGCCAGGACAAGAUCACCUCUGAGAUCACCCGACUGGUGGGCCAGGUGCCGCCCGCCAUCAGCGCCCUCACCGGCGUCGACUUGUCAAAGGUUCUGGAGAAGGUACCGGGCGCACAGGGGAGCGCCUAGAGCGGCCCUGUGUCGAGCCCCCGCGCGGAGCCGCCUGCUGCCUUUUGCUGCCGUCGCCGCCGCCGCUGCCGCCGCCGCCGCCGCCGCCGCCGCCGCUGCUGCUGCCUGCGCCCAGCCGGUCAGCACUGAGAGGGUCGGUCGGGCCCACCGCUGCUCUAUCGGGACCCUCUGACGUUCUUACGAGGUCCCAAUGCCGCUCCCAGACGGUUUCGCCGCCGCUUCAACCUGCCUGCACUGGUCCCUAAUCACCCGCCUCCGGUCACCUGACACCACUCCGAACCCGCCAGUUCCUCGCCAGUCCAGUUUCCCCCUAUACCGCGGCGCUGCCUCUGUCUGCCCGCGGGCCCCGGUCGCCGGGCUGCUCGCCGGGUCCGCUCGCGCAAAACUCUGCACCUGUGCUGGUCCUCCACUGCCCCUACCAGCCGGUCACCUUUGUGAUCAGAUUUUGGGAAAUCAUGUGGCCUAGAUCGAGUGGAUUGCUUGUAUUUUCACUGCCUCAUUAUUAGGGUAGGCUUGCGUAGUGGUAGAAGCCGUUCAGGCCACAUCGGUAUUAGCUGCCUUAGAGGUCUCAUUGGUCUGAAACCUUGUCAAGUGAAGAAAAUCGCUUAGAGUUUAUUCGGUGGAGACUACGUACCUUAUUCUAAAUGCUGCAGCUGGCUGCUAGCUUCAAUGACAUCUUUUUACUCAUCAUGUUUCGAGACCCCAUUUGAUUUAAUAUAUUCGUAGGGCUGCCGUUUGGAAAGGGUCAACGAUGUACAAUGACCGAUGAAAAUAGCGUCUGUUUUUUUUUUCUCAUAACAAUGAAGAAGGUAGCAGUUCGCCACCCAAGCUUCAUCUCGAUGAAUUACGAAGGCGUUUUAACAUUCGCUCUGCAGUCUGAAUUAUAUUCAAUGGUACAGCAUGAACAUUUUUUUGCUCCCGUUUUCUGAUCCGGGCGCGAAAUUCCUUGGCUCUCAAUAUUUCUAAGAUUUUCAGAGUUAUGUGGAAGUGAAAUGGUCAGCUAGAAUGUCAUUUAUAUGCAGUGUAAAAGGGCGUGUUCAGGUAUUAUAAUAUGACAUAUCAGGAAGGAAGGAAAUUCAUAUUUUAUUGACAAACAUAUAAAUCUCAUGCAUUUUUUUCAAACAAAACGUGUCAGCUAUUCUCAUAAAUAUACAACAAAGAAACCAGCAAAUUGGUAGGUGAC
This is a messenger RNA of Amphibalanus amphitrite, 2611 nucleotides long. Its product is annotated as flotillin-2-like. The record is from RefSeq and is a predicted model, not a curated record. Gene Ontology annotation, cellular component: plasma membrane. Lineage: Eukaryota; Metazoa; Arthropoda; Thecostraca; Balanomorpha; Balanidae. Bases 145 to 1428 code for a protein of 427 amino acids. Gene Ontology annotation, biological process: regulation of myoblast differentiation; protein localization to plasma membrane. The transcript is spliced from 11 exons.